UGUUUGCGCCGCGUUUCUGCAUCUGUUGUGACUUGGCUGGAGAAAGCCUUUAAAGCAUUCUCAAACAGAAAAGGGACUAUAAAGAUGGAGUAUAUUAAAGAAGAAGACGUGAAGAUUGAAGACGUGAAGAUCGAAGAAACCUUCAUAGUCAAACAAGAAGAUCCUGAGGAACAAACAGGGAAAGAAACCACCUCCAUCCAAAUCAAGGUGAACGUAGUGAGGGGUCUGCUGGAGGAGUACAGCACAUCUCUAUGUCCCUCCACAGGGGCCUGUCCUGCUUUGGAGACUCCUCUGCGCCUUACAGACAGGCACUUCCCAUCUUUAGUACCUCAGACCGUUUCCCAGGGCAGCCGGACUCGACGACACUGCAAGGUCUGCCUCUCUGGGACACGCAAGGACAAGCAGAGACGCCUGACCAAAUACAUGUGCGCGCAGUGCAACACUCCAUUGUGUGUCGUCCCGUGCUUUGAGGAGUACCACACACUGAAGCAUUAUUAAGCGUGUAACAAUAUAAGAAACGUUUCUUUUGUAUUAUACUUUUUUUUUUAGCACGUAUGUACAUAUUUUUCAUUCUCCAUUGUAAGUAAAUUUGAAAUGUUUUGUAAAUUUUGCACAAAAACAGCUUACUACACUUGACAAACAACAAGAUGUGAUUUAUAAACUACAGGAAAUAAAGAAAUGUACUAAAACUUGAA
Messenger RNA from Danio aesculapii, 695 nucleotides. Its product is annotated as piggyBac transposable element-derived protein 4. The transcript has 3 exons. The record is from RefSeq and is a predicted model, not a curated record. Lineage: Eukaryota; Metazoa; Chordata; Actinopteri; Cypriniformes; Danionidae. Bases 85 to 498 code for a protein of 137 amino acids.